GCUGGUCCUUCCUGGAGGCGCCUCUCCCCUGCACGCGGCACCUGCCAUCGCCUGUAGGCACGCAAGGCCCCGGGAAAUGAGGAUGAACAUGGUGGUGAGGUGCGCACUUUUAAGCCACCGUGAGCCAAGUGACCCAGACACACACACACACGCAUUCCCCUGCUUCCUCCCUUCACGCCGCGCCCCUCACGCUCUGCACGCUGACGGGAGGCAGGCUAGGGGCUCCUGCACACUGCAGGCUAGUCCAACAACGCCUUUGUUAUUCGUAGGGAAGGAUAUCAGCGUGUGAAUAGCAAGGUGUGGUGUGCGUGGAGCGCCGCCAUUGGGGCUCGCGGGCAGCUCCUCGCCUCAGUCACAGGUGGGAAAGUAAAUGAACGAGGAUUUAAUGAAGUGGUUAUGUGCUGAAAAGUUAAUGAUACGAGAAUAACUACUUCUUCAACAACAACAAUAACAACUGCUACUACUACUACUACUACUACUACUACUACUACAAGAUUAACAGCUACAACUAUAACAACGACGACGACAAUUACUGCGGUUGAUGAUGAUUAAAAAACAUUUAGAGACUGUGCUGAGAACUGAAUAAUACAACAACAACAACAACAACAACAACAACAACGAGGACUUCUACAGCAACAACGACUACAACACAACAAUAAUCAGUCUUCUUGAAACUACGACGCAAUCAUCUCAAGGCGUCUCUUCACCACAGCUCCGGGAUGACGUGAGGCACUCACACAAUGGACGCGUUUCCCCAACAAAUCUCCAUUUUCUUCAACAUGGAUACAUUUUCUUUCCUAGCGGUCGAAUUUAACCGCAAACUCGCAAGAACUCGCUGGAAAAGACCCUCUCUGACCACUACACUCCUAGUUUACCUCACUGUGACCUCUGCCCUCGUGACCAUAGCGUGCGGGGAGCAGAGAUUCGUGCAGCAGCCCCAGAACGUGACGGUGAAGCACGGGGAGAGUGUGACGCUGCCGUGCAAGAUAGCGGACAGGAGGGGCGCUGUGCAGUGGACCAAGGAUGGCUUUGGUUUGGGCACGGACAAAGACCUUCUGGGGUUCAGCCGCUACCGUAUGAAUGUGGACGAUGCCGCGGGCGUGUACAACCUGCACAUUCAGCCCGUGUUAGUGGAGGACGAUGCCCGCUACCAGUGCCAGGUGGGCGGCGCGGAGGGGGAGCGCCACCUCAAAAGUGCCACCGCCACCCUCACUGUGCACUUCCCCCCCACAGACUCCCCCGACCAGGUAUACCUGGACACUGGCUCGCCGAUGGAGGCCACGUCUGGGUCACCUGUGCGGAUUACCUGCGAGGCGGGACUGAGCGCACCUGCCUCAGAGAUCAAAUGGUACAUGAACGGCAAGGAGGGCGUGGACGGGGGCAAAGUCAACACCACCAAGACGCCGCAGCUCAACAGCAUCCUGGUGGCGGUCAAGAGCCGUCUGGACCUCACGCCGGAGAAGAAGCAUCACCAAGCCAACAUCUCCUGCGAGGUGCGACACAAGGCCCUAGAGACGCCCAUCGUGAGGAAUGUGGUCAUGUCCGUCAAGUAUCCUCCCGAGCCCUCCAUCACCGUGGACUCCGCUAAGAUACAGGAGAAGGAUGAUGUAAUGUUCAAAUGCAAGGCUGAGGCCAACCCGCCCACGCUGCGCUACCGGUGGGAGGUGAACGGCGUGGCGGUGGUAGGAGAUCACACGGCCCACUACCUCAUGCCGCGCGUCGACCGCUCCUCCAACGGCGCGAAGGUGGCGUGCAUUGCGGCCAACGACAUCGGCACCAACAGGGCGGAGCAUACCCUGAGCGUGCAGUACGCGCCUCGCUUCAAGACGGAGCCCGAGGACCAAGACGCUGACAACGGCAAGAACCUCACUCUCACCUGCAACGUGGACGGCAACCCGCCCCCGGAGAUUGUGUGGCUGCACGAGGAGGGGAAGAAGGUCAUCAACUUGGGCUCCAGGAUGACCUUCACCGUCACUUCCGAGACAGUGGGCACCUACCACUGCCGCGCUGCCGUCACUGGCUUCCCGGAGGAGUCCCGGUCUAUGCGGGUGUACAUGCGCGGCGCCCCAAUGGUUGUGGACACGGCUGAGCAGUUCGGGAUGGAAGGGGACGACGUGAAGGUGGAGUGCGUGGUGGAGGGGAUGCCGCGCCCUGACAGAGUGGAGUGGGCAAAGGGACGCCGCCCUCUGGAUACGAACUCCUCCCGCUACACAGCCCUGACGGAGGCGGUGCGCGGCGGCCUGAAGGCGACGCUGGUGGUGAGGGACGCGGAGGAGGCAGACUUCGGGGAGUACAACUGCACGGCGAGGAACAAGUACGGGACUCACACUGGCGUCAUCUUCCUCAAGCGACAACUUUGCUAUAUGGACAAGGAACUGGCUAUUAAAAUUGCCUUCAGAGAGAGCCUCCCGCUGGUAACGACGCUCGUGGCCAUCAUCGGAGGCAUCGUGUUCCUGGUGGUGGUGGUGGUGGUGAUCGUGCUGUUCAAGAAGAAAGGCCGCACGUACAAAGACCCCGGCCUGGAGAAGAACAGCAUGCGCUCCUCAGACCUCUCCUCCACCCACGACUCAGUGCUGAAGGUGGAGACGCGCACGGCAACAGGCAGCGACCUCUCCCCCUCCGAGGAAGAGGAUUACAGCUCGCACGAUGACUGGGAUGAGCGGCGACGGGUGCGGUGUGAGACGCCCUCCGCUGCCCAGAGACCCGCUGCGCUACUCCGCCGUGGAUUACUCCGAUACUGUCUUCCCGCUAAAGGACCACCCCAACAACAACACCAGCGCGGCGGCUACAUCAAGUACUACUCCCGUGACUACGACCCCCCCGCCGCCCCCGCCUCUCUCCUUCAACAGGAACUCCAUCUACACCACGAGUCAGGGCGGCGGCGCGGCGCUCAACAACGUGGACCCGCGCUAUUCUGCCGCCUACGGAAACCCCUACCUGAGGGUGCCGAGCAGGACGGGCACCCAGGGGCUCUACGGCAGCAGCGGCGGGCUGGAUACCGUGACAGGGGGGAGUGCCACAGUCGCCACAGCCAAGUCUGUUCGUCACCGGAGCGUCACAGCCACACAUCAUGAACAACAACAAUAAUAACAACACUCUGAACAACACCAGUGCCAUCUACGGCCAGAAUCGCAACAACCUGCGUCUGAGUGCCAACCUCAACAACCAGUACAUCACCAUGCCGCAAGGGGACGGCCGCAACAGCGUUCACGGCACUCAUAUAUGAGGGGUUCCCGCCGCGUUGACUAUGACGUAGCGCGUUCGUAGCACGUUCACGGUAUCUUGGCAAGUAAGCCCCGUCCCCUUCCCUCCUAGCGAUAGGCAAUCAUAGAAGUUUUCUCCCAGACAGGCACCAAUCAUAUUUAUUUGGGAGGGGUUGUGGGAGGUGCUUAGGCAUCAGUCAACCAAUGAAGUGCCUGUAGCAACGGGAGAGGGAGGAGCUCUUCAGGAUAAUGGGAAAGGAAUGGCUUGUUAUCAGUGUUACCAAGCUAGACACCAAACUCUCCCUCCCAGACCCCUUCCUUCAAGGCAGUGUGUGUACAUAAGUAUAUAUAUAUUUACUUCUAUCUCUAGUGUAAGUCUUUUCCUUGAGGUAACUUAAGAACACAUAAGGUUGCUUAAUAAGACGCAAGGAGGUGAGGAAGGUGGAUCUGUGUGUGUCUUGCCAAACAAGUACUUAAGGUUAAUUCUUUGUCUUGUUGCUUCCAGACCUCAACUUGUUAAUAGUAUCAAAUUAUAUAAACACUGUAGCACUUUAACGCCCGUGGUUGAAUAGGACGGUUUUAAAAUUAUUAUUACAAAAAUGAAAGAGGGAAACAGAGAAAGAAAAAAAAAAGAGUCAUGGAAACAGAGAAAGAAAAAAAAAAAAAAAACUCAUAGAGUUUUAAUCAAGUAAGAGAAAAUAGUGUUGCUCAAGAAAUCAUUGUAAUCAUCAGGAGGUCAGAGGAAUGUCUGGGGCUCCAGUUGAACCAAAGAGUGUGUGUGUGUGUGUGUGUGUGUGUGUAUGUGUGUGUGUGUGUGUGUGUGUGUGUGUGUGUGUGUGUGUGUGUGUGUGUGUGUGUGUGUGUGUUGCUGUUACCAUCAUAAAUCCCGGCAAAUCGAAACAUAAUAUAUGAUGAAUUUCCAACGCCUUCACACACACACACACACACACACACACACACACACACACACACACACACACACACACACACACACACACACACUUGAUAAAUAAAGUUCCAAUUCAUAAACUCACAAACACACAAACACACACACAAACACACGCACACACGUUGCGAACUGAUUAGUCACUCUGCCAAUAAAGAAACAUAAACAAACGCUUUAAUAUUACCAUACAGAAAA
Molecule: messenger RNA, 4344 nt
Organism: Scylla paramamosain (green mud crab)
Lineage: Eukaryota; Metazoa; Arthropoda; Malacostraca; Decapoda; Portunidae
Product: irregular chiasm C-roughest protein-like
Exons: 15
Coding region: 741-3074 (777 amino acids)
Biological process (GO): cell-cell adhesion
Cellular component (GO): cell-cell junction; plasma membrane
Molecular function (GO): cell adhesion molecule binding
Source: RefSeq, a predicted model, not a curated record